Branchiostoma belcheri (Belcher's lancelet) is the source of this 1501-nucleotide messenger RNA. RefSeq names its product collagen alpha-1(X) chain-like. The record is from RefSeq and is a predicted model, not a curated record. NCBI's taxonomy places the organism in Eukaryota, Metazoa, Chordata, Leptocardii, Amphioxiformes, Branchiostomatidae. The coding region runs from base 56 to 1282 and encodes 408 amino acids. The transcript is spliced from 2 exons.
GGGAACGAGAGGAGCCUGAGACCCCCGGGAACGACAGCUUCACCGCAGCUUCACCAUGGGCUGGGCCUUCAUGCUGUUCCCGUUCCUGCUGAGCCUGUUCGCGCCGUCCAUCCGGAAGCCGAGCUACUCCCGCUUCGUGUCGCGGUGGGACGCCGCCUGGAGGCCUCAGCGCUUCGGAAGGGACCCGAGCCGGGUGCCGAGGAGCGACCCGUACCCUUACGGCGACCUCCAGCGGUGGCUAGAGAGGAAACAGCAGCAGCAACCGCGGCCUUUCGGCGCCGGGACCUUCCGGGACAACCAAUUCGACCCAGGCCCGGUCUUCCCGGACUUAAAGUCGCCGCCGGCGGCAAAAUGGGGGAAAGAGCGGUUCUUGAGCGAACUGACAACAAACCAGCGGUACGGAAAGUUCGCGUCUCCGUUGUCAAACCUCCUCAACCACCGGUUGGUCCAGGGUUCGAGCCGACCGUUCGACUACGGACGCCAGGCGGCGGUCGUCCCUUACCGGAAAACGCUCGAAACUCUGAUGGACAUGGUCCAGAACCGCCUGAUCGCCGACCUGCUGCAACGCUUGUGGAAUCAGCACCAAGGCCAGGUCGGAAACGGGGCUUUGCCAGGCAACGGCGUCGCUCAGUCCGCACGGUUUCCGUUGACGUACAGUCGUCAGGCGGAGUACGGAAGCAUACAAUCUCCGCAGCGCGAUCCUUCGUCGUCUUGGGGAGUUCCGACUUCAAGCCGUCCGUACGAAAGUGCCGGGAAGGACAAGGUCAAGUGGAGUCGGCCCAAGGUCAUCCUGUCCAAAAUGGCGACUAGCGGUGGUCGGCAGCCGCACGCCUCAAAAGGUCCACCCGGCAACACCCUGCACACCGGACAUUCCGGAGGAAUAUCCGGCAACAGCCUCAAUUCCGGCCAUUCCGGAGGAACGUCCGGCAACAGCCUCUAUUCCGGAAAUUCCGGAGGCCCGCUCGGCAAUAGUCUCUACUCCGGUCAUUCGGCAGGAACGUCAGGUAAAAACCUGUACUCGAUGCAUUCCGGAGGCCCGGUCGGCAACAGCCUCUACGCCGGAUAUUCCGGAGGAACGUCUGGUAAAAGCCCGUACGCCGGAUUUUCCGGAGGGCCGUCCGGCAACAGCCUCUACUCCAGGCCUUCAUCAGGCGCAUCCGGCAAUAGCCUGUAUCCCGGGCCUUCCGGACACAGCAAGCAGCCCGGAAACCCAGAAUCCAAUGCAAUCUACCCGUUGGCCUUCCGGAAAACCAGAGAAGCAGGGAACAGGAAAAUGCACUGAGGACGCCGCGACACAGCAAGCACAACGUAACCGGUCCAUACUACCACUCCACGACAGUAGAACAGGGUUAGUUAGUAACAGUCCACUCCCGAGUGGCUCCUAGAAAUAAUUCCGUAUCCAAGAAGCAUAAGAAAGAGUCGUCCCGAAAGAAGGAAUCAUAUUCAAGCAGAUGAAACGUGCCACUUGGGGUUUGUGGAGUCCCAGUAGAGAGUAGUAGAG